Messenger RNA from Vigna unguiculata (cowpea), 2349 nucleotides. RefSeq lists its product as uncharacterized. The record is from RefSeq and is a predicted model, not a curated record. Lineage: Eukaryota; Viridiplantae; Streptophyta; Magnoliopsida; Fabales; Fabaceae. Gene Ontology annotation, biological process: DNA-templated transcription termination.
AAUGCGGUUCCUCGUUUUGCACUCUACCGAUUUACUCUGGUUUUGUCCCCUUUUGGCACCUUCGUUUUCAUAGCUGCAUUGCAUUUAUGAGCGUGACUCGGUGGAUGCGGAGAGAGAGUGCGUUGCGGUGUGUGAUGUGACGAUCAUUCUUAAUGCUUCCUUCUCUCUUCAUUCAUUAUCAAUUAAUGCCAUGCACUUAGCGUGGUUGGUUAUAGGGACUUGCUGUUCAUGGAGUGGGAUCUGUGGAGUUCGACGUAUGACCAAGAUGCAACUGGUAGUAAUUACUGGUCACCGCAACAUGAAUGUGACUUCUACUUUGGGUGUGGCCCAGAUGUUAUAGAGGAGGACGCGUUGAACAUGGAAUCCUGUAUUCGGGUUUUGAGAAUAUUGGUCACCAAGGCGGAUACUGAGAUUGAGGAACUUGAAAGAGAUCUCUUGUUACUUCAGAAAGAGUUGGCCUGUUUUGAGCAUGAAAAAUGGCCUGAUAUAUGCUGUGGUGUUCUCAGUGAGAGAAUCAACCAGCUUGAUGUGGCGAUCAGGACUUUAAAGAAUGAUUGUGCUGAUGAGGCUGAAGUGCAGUUACUGCUAGAUAGUGAACCUGCUGGGACACUUCAUGAAAUACUAGCCCAGUAUCUAGAUGUGAAUGUCUUGAGUCCAGUUGUGAAUGUUACUGAACAUGCACCAGACAAAGAUUCUAGCACCGUUGAUUCUAAUAUGAUCAUUAAGGAGGAAGGAAAAGAUCUCCAUGGAAGCUUGGAACUUCUUUUGGAGCUUCAAAAGAAGUCAGAUAAUCCUGAAAAGAUUGAGGAAUUGUCUGAAGAAACACUUGUUAGAAAUCCUGGUUUGGGGGGCAUUAUCCUUGCAUCCUGCCACUCUGGUGGUAUGAAAUUAUCAGAAACAUUUGAUGAUCAAGUUGCUGGAAAUGAAGUCAGAAAAAGCCAGCUCAUUAAUACAAAUACAGGUCAAAUGUUGGAUUUGAUUUCGGCCAAAAGUGAAGCCAAGAAAGAAAAUGAACUUGUCAGAGAAAAAGAUGUUAGCCCGGAUGAAUUUAGACCUGCAAUUGACAUCAAUGGAAAGAAAACGGGUCCACAUUCCAUAUUAGAUACUUCACAACGACAAAAACGAGCAAAAUCUAAUUUAGACAAAGAGCCAUGUGAUUUUUCUCCAAAAGCUGCACAGAGAGACUGCAAGAAAGAACCCAAGGUUGCUCCGGACGAAGAUUUGAACUCCCUGAAUUUCCCUUUACAAGUUGUUUAUCCUAAAACAUUAUGUAUCACUGAUACAGAAUUUUGCUCCGUUAAAGAUAGCAACGGGAUGCAUACCAAGAGUUCAUUGUAUGCUGGGUUACAACUGAUGGAUGUAGAUGAAGAUAAAGGGGAAGAACAUGAACAAGACCUUAAAUCCCAACUUACUACUAACCUCAGAAAGUCCAACAUGAGUUUCCCUUCAAAGCUUAAAGCUUCGGAAAAGCAGGAACUGGAACUAGAGGCAUUUUCUUCCGGAGAACCAUUUGACAGUUGUACGGAAGUUAUUCCAACUGCAUCCAUAGCUGUAUCAAGCAAGAGGCAGCGAAGAUCCAAAUCCUGUACUGAUGUUACCAUUUUAAACGAGUCAAUGAAGCGGAAAAUUAUUACUAAAGGGGCAGUGCAACCAGACAAGCAUGAGAGUGAAGGUCGUGCUAUUGUUCUUUACGACAGUAAAUUUUCUGAAUUACAAAAGAAAAAAAGAGUUAAAAAGUUGCCUAUCACCGUGGACAUUCAAAAUUCAAGUGUUAAUUUGGACGUACCAAAUUCGGACGAGGUUUCUAUGGACAAAAAAAGCAAGUUAGCUCCUCGUACUCACAAGUCACAUUCCUUGGUGGAUUCCCAUGAUGAGACCUCAUCUUUGAAUAGCUUGUCAUUGACUGAUUUGAGGGCCAUGGGAAAGGAACACAAUGUAAGAAAGUACUAUAAGCUUCGAAAAGUAGAUUUGGUUGAACAGUUAUCUCAGCGACUGAGUAGCUGCUGAACUUACUGGUAUUAACCCAUUUCUGUUCUGCCUUACUUGUUUGGGUUUCUCUUGGUUGGUUAGGUCCAGGGCUUCCCUGUAAUUUGGUAUAGGAUCCUGACAUAGUCAUGAAUGAUAGAUAGGCAUCAAAAAUGGUUUUUGCAAUAGGAUAUUGUACAGCCUAUAGAUAGAAUUCUUAGGGUACUUUGUAAAUGAAAGGAAGUAUAGGUUUUCUUCCUUGAAGCUAGUUACUCCUAUAGGAGACUUAAAACUUAACGUUGUGCACCAUUCACUGUGCUGCUGAGAUCCAUCGUGAAAUAUGAAGUGCACCAUUCAGUUUCUACUUUUUCCCCAAUUCUUUUU